Molecule: messenger RNA, 504 nt
Organism: Camelina sativa (false flax)
Lineage: Eukaryota; Viridiplantae; Streptophyta; Magnoliopsida; Brassicales; Brassicaceae
Product: protein PSY3-like
Source: RefSeq, a predicted model, not a curated record
AAAGUAGUUUGGAACUAAUGUUAAUUUAAAUCAUUUUGCGUAUAUAAAAGGAGAGGGUCACAACUCACAAGAGAUAUAGUUGAAUAGAGGAAAGAGAGAGAGAGAGAUAGAAAGAGGGAAAGGAAAAAGAGAGGAUGGGUUAUUGUUAUACAAUUCGGCUGUGUUUGUGCAUCUUCUUUGCACUUUCGAUCGUCUCUUCCGCUCGAAUCACCUUAUCAUCAUUUUCAGAAAAUGAAAAGAUGGUGGAGAGAGGUAGAUCGUUGAUGGUGAGCACCAAUGACUAUGACAAACCAUCGGCCAACGCACGGCACAACCCACCAGGAAGGCGUGGAGGAGGUCGGAGACGGAGAGGAUGAAUACAAAUGUUUUUUUGUAUUGUUAAGAAAAAGAGAAAAAUUAAAUGUUCUGUGAUAUAUAUAAUAUAUGUUAUUGUAUUAUUAAAUAUUUAUAUGUGUGUUAUCUUUUUACAUAUAGUGAAUAAUAUAAUUUCGGCAUCUUAAAUAA